AUGUACUCUGAGCUCUACGAGGAGGUACGAAGGAAACGCAGGUGGUUCACGGUGGACCAAGCCGUCAGCAAACUGCAGCGCCACCGCCCGGACCACGGCCAGAACCUCCACACGCUCCUAACCAGCCCCCCCUGUGGCCCCAACAGAACCAGCCCCCACCCCUCCUGUGACCCCAACCGAACUCAGGUGUUUACAGUGUGCUCAGUGUGA
This is a messenger RNA of Knipowitschia caucasica, 210 nucleotides long. NCBI's taxonomy places the organism in Eukaryota, Metazoa, Chordata, Actinopteri, Gobiiformes, Gobiidae. The record is from the annotation of a GenBank genome assembly.